Messenger RNA from Owenia fusiformis, 1704 nucleotides. The record is from the annotation of a GenBank genome assembly. NCBI's taxonomy places the organism in Eukaryota, Metazoa, Annelida, Polychaeta, Sabellida, Oweniidae.
AUAUCUACUCGAAAUGGGACAAGUGGUACAUCUGUACAUAGUCUAGAAUCAUAGAAAUUGCUAUGUCAUGUUACAACUACACAUACUGCAUAUGUCUUCUACAUAGAACACUAUGAUUAUAGCUGGGAGGAAACAAAAUAUGGCAAGCAUGAAUUCCUGGAUGUGGCUGGGGUUGGUGUUAUUUUUGGGUCUGAUCCCCUGGGUGUCAGGCAUGAAGGUUCUUCUCAUCCCUGCCCCAGCUGGGGGAAGCCAUCUCUCCUAUUUCACUGCAGUGGGAGAGGAACUUCUUGCCCAGGGACAUGAGGUUGGGUUAAUUGCAGAACCAUACUUAAAGGAUAAAAUACCAAUGAGUUUCAAAGAUGCAAGAUCACAGAUAUAUUACUGGAAAUCAAAUCUGACACCAGCAAAACUGUCAGAUGUGGCCUUAGGUCCGAAGGGGACAAAAAAUUCUCCUCUUGAAAAUCUUGUCAAUUGCGGAAAACUCAUGUUUGCGAACAUUAUUCCAUUCCUAGAAGAUGAAGAUAUAUUUGCAAAACUGAAGGAAGACAAUUAUGACAUUGCUAUAGUUGAUAUAUUUCCACCUGGAGUUUAUAUUUAUAUCAUUCCAUAUAAGUUAAAUAUUACAUUUUGUACACUAGCCACACCUUACAUAGCUGAGUUUAUGGGGUCUCCUGCACUUCCUUCAUUUACUCCCGAUGUUCUUGCAGGCUAUACUGAAGAGAUGACUCUACAUCAAAGAAUAAUGAACUUCAUUAAUACCUUGAUGUUUGGUAGCGUACUUAAAACUGCAUUUCAAUCAACUGAUGACUCUUUAGUUAGACGUUUCGUCCCUGAAAGACCCCCUAUAAGCAUUAUACCAGAUCUGCUAAAGCUGUCAGCCCGGUGGCUUAUCAAUACAGACCCCUUGAUUGAUUAUCACCGCCCAACAAUGUCAAAUAUUGUCAACGUGGGAGGCUUAACAAUCCAUCCUGCCAAACCACUCCCAAAACAGUUUGAAAAUUUUAUUUCAAAAUCAAGCGGAUUCAUAAUUGUAUCAUUUGGAUCCAUUGUAAAUUCAAUUGAAGAUGACAUUGCGGAGAAAAUGAAUAAAGCUUUUGGGAGCAUAACGUAUGAUGUUAUCUGGCGAUAUCCUGGAAAUAACACAAUGCCUCUCACUAACAAUGUAAUGAUAGCAAAAUGGCUUCCACAAUAUGAUCUUCUGGCAAACGCAAAAGCUAAACUUUUUAUCACUCAUUGCGGCAAUAAUGGUCAAUUUGAAGCAUUGCAACAUGGGAUACCUAUGCUCGGCAUGCCCUUUUUUGGAGAUCAGAAAUUCAACAGCAUGAGGAUGCAGUAUAAAGGAUAUGGUAUCCACAUGGAUGUACUUCAGUUUACAGCAGAUGAAUUCAAAAAUAACAUUAACAAAAUCAUAAGCAAUCCUGACUAUACAAAGAGGAUUAAAAAAGCAUCUUGGAUUUUUAAAUCCCAGGAAAAUCCUCGCAAACGUGGUGUAGCUGCGAUAAAACAUGUUGUGGAUUUUGGCUCGGACCACUUGAGGCCAAUCACAGUAGACAUGCCUCUUUGGAAAUUGUGGAUGCUGGACAUUUUUGCUUUAAUAACUGUUGGAAUACUCCUGGUAUUAAUAAUUGCUAAAUUAGUUCUCGGCUUUCUCUUUAGAAAAUUAUGGAAAUACUGCUUUCCAAUUGAUAAACCUAAGGAAGAUUA